Misgurnus anguillicaudatus (oriental weatherfish) is the source of this 1030-nucleotide messenger RNA. RefSeq names its product claudin 18 (gene cldn18). Gene Ontology annotation, cellular component: membrane; bicellular tight junction. The record is from RefSeq and is a predicted model, not a curated record. Gene Ontology annotation, molecular function: structural molecule activity. NCBI's taxonomy places the organism in Eukaryota, Metazoa, Chordata, Actinopteri, Cypriniformes, Cobitidae.
AGUGUAUGAGAAAUAGGGUUAUCAUUUUAAGUUUCUGGUGUAGGUAGGUGAAAUCAUGGUCAUCAAUCAUCUUAUGAACAUCACCUCUGGAGCGUGCACGUGAGCCUCGCCCAUAUGCUUUUAAUAUAAUUUAAAAGGCAGCCUCAUCUUGUCUAGCCUCAGUAAACCUUGAAGCAUUUUACUAACAGUUUCACCAGACCACUGACCCACUGCAAAAAGAAGAUCAGUCAAAGCAUGGCUUUCACAAUGCUGCAGUAUGGAGGGUUUUCAUCAGGCCUCAUUGGUUUGGCUUUAGUUUUAGCUGCCACGGUUAUGGAUAACUGGUGCAUCAAAGAUCGGCAAGGGGACAUGAUAACUUCUGUCUACACUUACAAGGGACUGUGGCGAAACUGUGAAGUGUCUAAUGCUGCAUUCACAGAAUGUCGACCACUGCAUGGCCUUGCAGGGUACUCAGGACAUUUUCAAACUGUAAGAGCACUGAUGAUAAUGGCUAUUGUCAUUAGUGUAGCUGCAGUUUUGAUCGCACUGUUCUCUCUAAAGUGUGUCAAAAGAAGAAGCAUGGAUCGAUGCAUCAAGGCCAAAAUGACUCUAUGUGCAGGGAUUCUGCUUAUCAUUGCCGGCCUUUUUGGCAUAUCUGGACCAUCAGUUUAUGCCAAUGACAUAGUGGCUAGUUUCAUGAUGACCUCUUACUAUCCAAACCAAGGAAAGAUAGGAGUCAUGGGUCAGUACGGAGAUGAAAUAGGAAAAAGCGGAAUUGGGAUUGGUGGAUUAGGCAUGGGUGGAAUGGACAUGCUUGCUCCCAGGUAUACAUUUGGCCCCGCCCUUUAUCUAGCUUGGGUAGGAGGAGCUUUGUUACUUCUAGGAGGAAUUUUGAUGUGCAUCGCAUUCAGAGGAAUGCAAACCAACAAUGAUACAGAAAAGGGUCAUGUUUACAAAGCACCAGGCCGCUGCAGGCCAGCUGAUGAAGAGGUUGAACAUCAGAGAACAAAAGGAUGCCAAAAGUAUUAAUAAAGGCUGAUGUCUCUGUAAA